This is a messenger RNA of Bufo gargarizans (Asiatic toad), 2570 nucleotides long. Its product is annotated as cis-aconitate decarboxylase-like. Bases 58 to 1554 code for a protein of 498 amino acids. NCBI's taxonomy places the organism in Eukaryota, Metazoa, Chordata, Amphibia, Anura, Bufonidae. The transcript has 6 exons. The record is from RefSeq and is a predicted model, not a curated record. Gene Ontology annotation, molecular function: lyase activity.
UACAACACGACAUCUCAAAACUCAACUCUGCAGCUCAGAAGACACCUUGUGCUCAAGAUGCUUUCCACCCUUGUCCAUAACACCAAGAAAAUUCCUGAACUAUCAAGACACAUUCACAAGUCGGCUGCGAAAGUGGUUAUUGGAAACCAGUUGGAAGACACGGUGACAAACAGUUUUGCAUCAUUUGUUAAUGGGACACGCCCAGAGCAUCUGUCUGAUGUCGUCCGCCACAGAAGUAAACGUAUGAUACUGGACAACAUUGGCGUGGGACUGGUUGGCAGCAGAACACAUGUCUUUAACAUUGUGCUGAAAUACUGCCAGGACCUACAUUUCUCGGCUCAUGGCAAUACUACCCUCUGUUCAGUCUUUGGCCAAAAAGGUUUGAAGCUCUCACCAACCCUGGCAGCCUAUGCCAAUGGAGUUGCUGUUCACUCCAUGGACUUUGAUGACACAUGGCAUCCUGCCACUCAUCCAUCAGGCGCUGUGCUUCCUGCCAUUCUGGCUCUGUCUCAGAUGCUUUCACAUGCCAGAAGAGUCAGUGGUGAGGAGCUCCUGACAGCUUUCAAUGUGGGCAUUGAAAUACAAGGAAGACUGAUGAGUUUUUCUAGUGAGGCAAAGAAUAUUCCUAAAAAGUUUCAUCCACCUUCUGUUGUUGGCACCAUGGGAAGUGCAGCAGCUUCAGCCAAGCUCCUUUCAUUAAACAAAGAUCAAUGCACCCACGCCCUGGCAAUUGCAGCCUCUCUCUCUGGUGCUCCAAUGGCAAAUGCUGCCACUCUAGCCAAGCCAUUACACAUUGGUAAUGCGACUAGGUUAGGUCUUGAAGCCGCCAUUCUGGCUGCUAACGGUAUGGAGGCCAACUCUCUCAUACUUGAUGAGGUACCUGGCUGCUCUGGUUUUAGUGCUUUUUAUAGUGACUACCAGCCUAAGGCUCUCACCUCACCAGGAAAGCAGUAUGAGUUUCUUCUUGAGAAGCAAGACAUUGCUUUCAAGUCUUUUCCAGCACAUUUAGGAAUGCACUGGAUAGUUGAUGCUGCUGUUUCAGCGAGAAGCAGGUUUGAAGAGCAAUAUGGAUCAUUUGACCCAUCCACUAUCCAGACAAUUGUUCUUAGAAUUCCAGUCUCUAAAUACAUUAACCGACCCUAUCCAGAUUCAGAACAUCAGGCUCGUCACUCCUUCCAGUUCAAUGCCUGCACUGCACUGUUAGAUGGUGAAGUAAAUAUCAGGUCUUUCCAUGAAGACCAAAUAUUGCGUAAAGAAAUCCAUAACCUGCUGAGCAAAGUUGAAGUGGAACACCCACAAGACAAUGAAGCCAACUUUGACCAGAUGUAUGGAGAAGUGGUCCUGCUGCUGAAAAAUGGAGACGUGAUGAUUGAAAAAUGUCACACUUUUUAUGGGCACUGGAGAAAACCUCUGAGCCGAGAAUCUCUACUGAAGAAAUUUUUGUCCAAUGCUAGACACGUCCUACAGGAGGACCAAAUUGAAGGUGUAAUACAGAUGGUAGAAAAUCUAGAAAGUGUCACAGACAGCUCACAGUUACCACAUCUGCUCCAGUAAAUUUUCAAAAGAAAAUUAUUUUAUUAUAUGCAAUAUGUUGCAGUUAAAAAGGGGACAAGAAAAAAUUUCAAUGCACCAUAUGCAAGGAGCUGAAAAUGCAAAGCAAGAGCCUGCCCUGUUUCUGUUAAGUCUGCAAGAAAAUGUGGAUGCGACACGGACCACAUCUGUAUCUUGCAGAUCCGGCAGUGUGAAUGCAUACUUGGAAAGUUUUCUUGUAAUUACUGGGGUUUUUAAAGAGUACACUUGAACUACCAUAUGCAAUAUUUGUAUAAUCCUAUGUAAAGGAUAUUGUUUAUAUGUUAAUUAAGUCUUGAUGAUAUUUAUGUAUAUUUAUAUUUAAAUGUAUUCAAUGUUGUUCGGUUGUUGCAUGUGAUUCCAUGUAUUUCCAGGUCUUUCACUGGAAAUUGUCCUAAGAAUGUGACAAGUCUGAUUAUCCUGUAUGGGGGUGACUGCCACUGACUGUGAAAGCUGCUGCAAGCAAUAUUCUCUCACUCACAGGUCUGCUGAUUUGCGCACAUCAUGCAAUUUAAGGGGAAGUUCAUCCUCCACAACUAAUUUAUUGUUGGUCUAAUGCAUAAUUAAAAACGAAGAAACUUUUCAAAUAAUCUUGAUUAAUAAUAUCCUAACAUUUUGUGUCAGCUACCUUCUAGACCUCUAUGUUCGCUCUUCCAUUAGGAGCCUCCAUCAGUAGUUUAGAUUAGCGCAGCGUGUAGCACCAUUCUGUCCAAACAACUGAAACCUUGUCAAAAGUAUAAUUCAAUGGGGUCCAUUGAGUACCACUUAAAUUCUUUGUAUGUUCGGUCCAGAAGUGAGCAGAACUUAACUUCUGCAGUAAUUUAUCUAUAUUUAGAGGUGAAGGGAAUUCGAUUUAUGAUUCAUCGGCUUGUGUGGAGUCUUGGAAUGUUAGUGAACUCUGCUGAAUUAUGUAAACCAAUCACAGUGCUCUGCUGUAUGAUAGCUCAGCCUUGCUGAAGGUACCUACUAUGACUUCAACUGCCCUGUACAUUAUUUGUGAA